Molecule: messenger RNA, 1836 nt
Organism: Ustilago hordei
Lineage: Eukaryota; Fungi; Basidiomycota; Ustilaginomycetes; Ustilaginales; Ustilaginaceae
Exons: 2
Coding region: 1-1836 (611 amino acids)
Biological process (GO): secondary metabolic process
Molecular function (GO): CoA-ligase activity
Source: RefSeq, a predicted model, not a curated record
AUGGCUCCUCAGAUUCUCACCUCGAUUUACCCGCCUCUGCCCAAGGCAAGCUACUCGAACAUCUUUGACUAUGUCAGCUCAGAGUCCGAGUCUUGGCUUGCCGACAAGGUCCAAUUCGUUCGCCAGGAUGGAAAAGAAUACACUCACGGCCAAGUCGUCCGCGAAGCCCGCCGUCUGGCCUGGACUCUUCGACACAAGCUUGGCCUUCAGCCUCGUCAGCGUGUCGGAGUGAUCUCGCCCAACCACACCAUGUACCCCAUCUUUGUCUUUGCUGCCGAAGUUGCCGGUCUUGUUACUGCACCCGUCAACCCUGCUUUGACCGUCGGUGAACUGGCCAAGUCUCUUCAGCAGGCAUCUGUCGACAUUGUUCUCGCCCAUCCUUCUUGCCAGGAGAACGCUCGUGGUGCUUGGGAGCAGGCUAAAGCUGGAAUGGGACGACCCACUUCCGCUCCUAACGCCCCUAGCGAGGGCUUGUUCAUGUUCGACGAUGCCGACAACCUCGUCACUGGUGCUCAGGGUGAGCCUGAUCUCCGAGCCGAAAUCACCGAUAACCAACUCGAAUCUUACCGUGUCGAGAACCCCGCCACCGAAACCGCCUUUAUUAUGUUCUCCUCCGGCACUUCGGGUUCCGCAAAGGGUGUCGAGAUUACACACUCCAACGUGAUCCACUCUGUCAUGGCUCUCGUUGCCACUCACGACGAUUAUUUCGGACAAAAGGAUGUUCAGGUUGGAUUCUUGCCCUUCUACCACAUCUUCGGUCUCAUCAAGCUCAUGCACCACCCCUUCUACUUGGGUAUGAAGAUUGUCAUCCUGCCCAAGUUCACUCUCGAUCUGUUCUGCGAGAAGAUCCAGGAGCACAAAGCAACAGCAUCGUUGGCUGUUCCUCCUGUGUUGUUACAGUUGGCAAAGAGUCCUGUUCCCGAACAGUACGACAUGUCGAGUUUGAAGUGCGUCCAGUGCGGUGCAGCUCCUCUUUCCGCUGAACUUUUCCAACUUCUUGAAAAGCGUUAUCCGGGUAUGGCCGUUCUCAAUGGAUACGGCUUGACCGAGUCUUUGCCCUCGGUCAUCUGCUCUGGUCCUAAAGAGUUGCCCAACUCUAAGGGUGCUGCUGGACGUAUCGCACCUGGUGUCCAAGUCCGUCUCGUCUCCGAAGAAGGUCACGAUGUUGGUCAGGAGCAGGGUCGUGAAGGAGUCCCCGGUGAAGUCUGGCUUCGAGGCCCCACAAUCAUGAAGGGAUACCUCGACAGCGCAGAAGCCACCCGCGACGCUUUCACUGAAGAUGGCUGGUUCAAGACGGGUGAUGUUGCUAUCAUGCGCAACACCGAGAUCUUUAUCGUGGAUAGGAUCAAGGAUUUGAUCAAAUUCAAAGGUUUCCAAGUUUCUCCUGCCGAACUCGAGGCUGUUAUCACUUCUCACCCCGACGUUGCAGAUGUAGCCGUUUUCGGUGUUUGGUGUCCAGCUCAGAUGACCGAGGUCCCCCGCGCCUGCGUCGUACCUAGGGACUUGAGUCUGUUGAACAAGCCAGAGGAGUGUAUGGAAUUGGAAAAGAGGGUCAGGGGACAUAUGGAGAAGCUUGUUGCUGCGCAUAAGAAGAUUCGAGGUGGAAUGGUUUGGGUUGCCAGCAUCCCCAAGUCUCCGAGUGGAAAGAUCUUGAGGAGGUUGUUGAGAGACGAGGCUGCAAGGCAGGCGGUGAAGGCUGAUGAGAAGAACAGGCUCACGAGUACACUCGUCACGAGCUUGUCGGCGGUUAAUACUCAGAACAACGGAAACAGCAAGGAGGAGGAGGACCCGAGGGAUAACAUCUUCAGCCCGAUUUCGCCUGUUGCUGCUGCAUAA